GCAGAUAAUGGCUGUGUUAUACAUAGACAUUUGAAAACAGCUUAAACUACACAUACACUCUACGUCUCGCUGUUGAGCGUUCUCUGAGUUUCACCACCGAGACCAGCCGUUUUUGGUACACCGGCUUGCUCCGCCUCCGCUUCUGUAUUAGACUAUCGCAAAGGGAGCUUGAACCCAGCAGCGGCCAACCAUGGCCAACAUCCAACAAUGGUUUGCUAGCAUUGACAUAGACAGGAGUGGCGAGCUGGACGUCAAGGAGCUGCAGCGGGCCCUCUCAAUGGGCAACCUGCACUUCGGCAUUUCAGACGUGGACCAGAUGAUUAGAGCUUUCGACACGCGCGGGCGCAGGCGGUUAAGCUUUCCCGAGUUUCAGCGCUUGCACGAGUUCCUGGUUAACAUUCAGAACAGCUUCGCGUACUUCGAUGCGGAUCGCAGCCGGACGCUCCAAACCAACGAGGUGCAGCAGGCCCUCAACCACGCAGGCUUCCGGCUGGACCCGCCCGUGCUUGCGGCCAUGAUGUCGCGGCACGACCCCGACAACUCGGGCACCCUGUCGCUGGACGAGUACAUCCGCAUGUGCCUGUUCCUGCAGUCCUGCGUGCGCACCUUCACGGCCUUCGACCAGCAGCGGACAGGCAAGAUCACCCUUGACUUCAACCAGUGGGUGUACGCCGCGUCCCACGUGGCCUAAGGCCGCUCGCGGCCUGAGCUGGGCGUCAGGCGGAACACACCGCGUCGGUGGAGCUGGGAAGCCGCCGGCGAGAGGGGUUGGGGAAGGAGGGAGCACAAGGACUGCAUUGAGAGCGUGAGGAGCUGUUGACAUCGCACGGCAUGCCAACCGUUUGCCCGUGCGCACUCGUUUGUGAGGGUUUGAAGCAGAGCGUGAUACCAGGCAUGGGCGCAUUGGAUUGCCUGUGCGAGGUUGGGUCGCAACUUGUUUGAUUGGCGUCCGGAACAUGCUGGUACGGCGUGCGGGCCUUCGGCCUUGGCGCUGUUGUGUAUCCGGCGCUCUCUUUGUUUCGUGGGCUGUCACUUUCCUUUGAUCAAGAUCGGGUGCUGUCAGAGCUCGGUCCAGCACAAGCACCUUGGCGUGUCGAGAGCUACACCUGCCACGGUAUAGCUUGCUUGUCUAGGUGACACAAGAGGAUUCGAUUUUGUCGUGUACGGUGUACUCUUUGUCUGCCACGUACUGCUGCGUCAUACGACGCUGAUUUGGGUUUGAUUACAGCGACGGGGUACUGGUGCAAUGCGCAUGGAGUGAGAGGAUACGGUAAAGGAACUGCAGAGGUCAGUGUGUAGAACGCCACGCGCUGCGGCCGCGGUGAAGUGACAUGUAACAUGUGCGCGCAUGGCUUCAGGCAACAUUGCCGAUGGCAAGCUUCCUUCCUGAAGGUAAUGGG
Messenger RNA from Chlamydomonas reinhardtii, 1400 nucleotides. RefSeq lists its product as uncharacterized. The record is from RefSeq and is a predicted model, not a curated record. The transcript is spliced from 5 exons. Lineage: Eukaryota; Viridiplantae; Chlorophyta; Chlorophyceae; Chlamydomonadales; Chlamydomonadaceae. Gene Ontology annotation, molecular function: calcium ion binding. The coding region runs from base 191 to 691 and encodes 166 amino acids.